CCCCCAGAAGAGCCGCCGCAGCCCCUGCGGGACGGGGGUAAGAACGACGGACCGAGGGAGCCGGACUCCUGGGUUCCCGAAAAGGGUUGCUGAUGGCCUGCGUCGCCAUGGGUUCCACCGGCGCCCCGGAGGGCUCGCUGGGCUACGUGCGCGAGUUCACCCGCCACUCCUCCGACGUGCUGGGCAACCUGAACGAGCUGCGCCUGCGCGGGAUCCUCACCGACGUCACCCUGCUGGUCGGCGGGCAGCCCCUGCGAGCUCACAAGGCGGUUCUUAUCGCCUGCAGUGGCUUCUUCUAUUCGAUUUUUCGAGGCCGCGCAGGCGUGGGGGUGGACGUGCUCUCCCUGCCCGGGGGCCCCGAAGCCGGAGGCUUUGCUCCUCUCCUGGAUUUCAUGUACACGUCACGCCUACGCCUCUCUCCUGCCACUGCACCGGCCGUCCUCGCGGCCGCCACCUACUUACAGAUGGAACACGUGGUCCAGGCCUGCCACCGUUUCAUCCAGGCCAGCUAUGAACCUCUAGGCAUCUCUUUGCGGCCUUUGGAGGCGGAACCCCCGAGGCCCCCAACGGCCCCUCCACCAGGCAGCCCCAGGUGCUCUGAAGGGCAUCCAGACCCACCUACUGAGUCUCGCAGCUGCAGUCAAAGGCCCCCCAGCCCAGGCAGCCCAGACCCCAAGGCCUGCAACUGGAAAAAGUACAAGUUCAUCGUGCUAAACUCUCAGGCCGCCCAAGCAGGGAGCCUGGUGGGGGAGAGGAGUGCUGGUCGACUGUGCCCCCAAGCCAGGCUCCCCAGUGGCGACGAGGCUUCCAGCAGCAGCGGCAGUGAAGAAGGACCCAUUCCCGGUCCCCAGAGCAGGCUCUCUCCAUCUGCUGUCACGGGACACUUCAAAUGUGGGGCUCCAGUCAAUAGCCCCCACCUCCUCACAGCCCCGACUCAAGAGACCCCUGCAUCGCAGUCUGGGCGGGCUUGUCCGCCACCAGGAAGUGAACCGUUCAGCUGCCAGAACUGUGAGGCAGUGGCUGGGUGCUCGUCGGGGCUGGACCCCUUGGCUCCCGGGGAUGAGGACAAGCCCUACAAAUGUCAGCUCUGCCGGUCUGCCUUCCGCUACAAAGGCAACCUGGCCAGUCACCGCACGGUGCACACAGGGGAGAAGCCCUACCACUGUUCCAUCUGCGGAGCCCGCUUUAACCGGCCGGCCAACCUGAAGACGCACAGCCGCAUCCAUUCGGGAGAGAAGCCCUACAAGUGUGAGACCUGCGGCUCGCGCUUCGUGCAGGUAGCGCAUCUGCGCGCGCACGUGCUGAUCCACACCGGGGAGAAGCCCUAUCCUUGCCCUACCUGCGGCACUCGCUUCCGCCACCUACAAACCCUCAAGAGCCACGUUCGCAUCCACACGGGGGAGAAGCCCUACCACUGCGACCCCUGUGGCCUGCAUUUCCGGCACAAGAGUCAGCUGCGCCUGCAUCUGCGCCAGAAGCAUGGAGCGGCGACCAACACCAAAGUGCACUAUCACAUUUUGGGGGGGCCCUAG
Enhydra lutris kenyoni (northern sea otter) is the source of this 1532-nucleotide messenger RNA. It is a transcript of the gene BCL6B, whose product is annotated as B-cell CLL/lymphoma 6B. Gene Ontology annotation, molecular function: protein binding; RNA polymerase II cis-regulatory region sequence-specific DNA binding; DNA-binding transcription factor activity, RNA polymerase II-specific. NCBI's taxonomy places the organism in Eukaryota, Metazoa, Chordata, Mammalia, Carnivora, Mustelidae. Gene Ontology annotation, biological process: regulation of transcription by RNA polymerase II. Gene Ontology annotation, cellular component: nucleus. The record is from RefSeq and is a predicted model, not a curated record. The transcript has 9 exons. Bases 93 to 1532 code for a protein of 479 amino acids.